CACAACAACAACAGUGACAACAACACUAGCAUCAUCACCAACUCAUCAUCAUCAUCUUCAUCAUCGUCAUCAUCAUCGUCAUCGUCAUCGUCAGCAUCAUCGUUAUCAUCAUCAUCAUCGACUUUACUAUCAUCAUUAUCAUCACUAUCAACAUCAUCGCUAAUAUCAGAAUCAUCAUCGUUAUCUUCGUCGUCGUCGUCGUCAUCAUCAUCAACCACAACGAUAACAACAACAUCAACAACAAAGGCAACAUCAACAACAACAUCACCAUCAUCAUCGCAUACAUCAGAAAGCAAAAUAAUCCCAACAACAGACGAGGCGGUAGCAGACAGAAACAUCGCCGGAUCAGCGACCGAAAUAGAUGUCCCACGGCUCACCAAUAUCGCCGUGCCAGCGGCCCCUGCUUCCAUGGAACUACCGGAUAAAUCAGGACAGGCUACUGGCACGGACACCAACAAAGGAGGGCGAGUGGACCCGGCCUUGUUGAAAGCCGUCAAGAACGACCUUCUCAGGAACUUGGGACUACGAAAAGUGCCCGACGUCUCGCGGAUUAACCAAACUGUGGAGGAGAAGCGAACCAAGAUCCGUCUGUUUCGACAACACCUUAUCGCCAAACACACGCUACAUGAACAUUAUGACACGGCUGACUAUACAAACGACAUGUCUCACUCGUUUCACUGCUCAGAUGGACUGGUCACGGGCGGAACAUCUUUGAUCAUAGGUUUCCUCAUAAAAAAUUUCCCAAGAGAACACGAGGAAUCUAAACUGGAUCAAGCAAACGAUGAUAAUAAUAAUAACAAUAAUAAUAAUAACAAUAAUAACAAUAAUAACAACCCAAACCUGGUGUUUGCUAUGAAGAUACAACAUCCCAAAGAUCCGCUAAUGGAGACUAUAAUCCGAUCAGCAAAGUUACACAUUUAUAAACGAGGAGGCAAAACGGAUGCCUCGAACGAAUCUUCUAGUUUUGAUUCAUUAAUGGAGGUCAACGUGUAUCACGUGACUGCCGAAUCGAACACAAGCGAAACCAAACGAACUCUUGUCGACACGAAAAUCAUUGACUUCAGUGAAUCCGGUUGGGUGAUAUUUAAUAUCCAACAAGCCCUACAAAAUUGGUUAGACGGACCUACAAAGAAAGACGGAUUACUCAGACUGCAGUUGUCCAGCAAAGCCUGUACGAAAGACCUACAUCGUAUUUUCCAAGUAAACCGACUGAUGAAAAGAUCUUUGCGCGACCAAGAACCGCGAUUGAACGUAAAGACGUCGGAAAGGUUAAUCCUAGGAAGAGUGAAGAGGGACAUCCACACUGGCGAUUGCGAGAAGGGUGAUGGAGAGACGCAGUGCUGUCGCUUUUCGCUGAAAAUCGACUUUAAGGAACUUAGCUGGGACGACUGGGUGAUUGCGCCCACAUCAUUUAAUGCAUAUUAUUGUGAAGGCGAUUGUGGAAGCAGCCGGUUAGCAAACGACUGGGCUCUUGUAAAGAAUUUAAUCCAUCAAGCAAACCCGGAGAAGAUGCCGGUUGGUGUGUGUUGUGUACCGAACGAGUACAAAGGGUUAACGUUGCUGCAUUAUAAUAACGACGGCCAACUGACACUAUCAGAGAAACAGAAUAUGGUCGUGCAAGACUGUCGAUGUCGAUAGAGUACACAUUCACACACAUUAUUCACACUCCUUUUCAUACAUACACACACACAUAUAUACGUGUACAUAUAAACACACACUUAACUCAUUUUCACGCACACACACACACACACAUAUAUAUAUAUACAUACAUAUAUACGUGUACAUAUAAACACACACUUAACUCGUUUUCACACAAAUACACACACACACACUCACACAUAUAUACGUGUACAUAUAGACACAUACACAUACCACACAACCUUUUUCACACAUGCACAUACACACACAAACACACACUCACACAUACACACACAUAUAUAUAUGCACGUGUAUAUAUAAGCACAUAUACAAUUACACAUAUAAAUGAUUAUUUUCACACAUUCAUAUACAAUUACGUGUACAUAUACACACACACAUUCACACAGAAAGUGCUGACAACAUGGCGAUCUCCACUUCACAGCGCGCGCGCGCAGACACACACAGAGCUAUAUAUUAAAAUACUGAUGUUGCGAUAAUUUUCGCUUCACAGAAAUAUGUAUGUAUGCAUGAAUGCACAUAUAUAUAUAUAUAUAUAUAUACAUACAUACAUAUUUAUAUAUAUAUAUAUAUAUAUAUGUAUAUAUAUAUGUAUGUAUGUAUGCAUGUAUGCAUAUAUAUAUAUAUACAUACACAUAUAUAUAUACAUAUGUAUGUAUGUAUGUAUGUAUGUAUAUUAAUAAUACAAUAAUAAUCGUAGAUUUAAUGCAAUCCACUUCAGUCUGGUGGAAAGGGCAACAAAGUAAUUUUGGAACAACACACAGAAACCAGCAAUGGAAUUAUUUACAUGAAAUUCUCGUUCCAUGGAACAUAUUUCCUUUCUCCUUUUCUUUUUUUCUUUUCUGCUCUUGCCUUCUUUUUCUCCUCUAGUUUUAUUUGAUGACGGGCAAAGGUCCGAAACGUAAAAGUUUUGUUCCUGUCUUCAUUCCAGCUUGAAACUAAUAUCAGAACUGUGUAUUUCCGAUGCACGUUUGUUUUUAUGUGUUGUUUUUGAAAUUACUUAGCUGGAUAUGGAUACAUACACACACACAUAUAUAUAUACACACACAUAUAUAUACACAUAUGUGUGUGGAUGUGUGUGAAUAUUUAUAUAUAUGUAAUAUCUGUUAUAUACAUAUAUAUAUAUAUAUAUAUAUAUAUACACUUAUAUAUAUAUGUAUAUAUAUAUAUACAUUUAUAUAUAAUAUUUGUGGUCUAUAUAUAUAUACAU
Molecule: messenger RNA, 2866 nt
Organism: Octopus bimaculoides (California two-spot octopus)
Lineage: Eukaryota; Metazoa; Mollusca; Cephalopoda; Octopoda; Octopodidae
Product: protein decapentaplegic
Cellular component (GO): extracellular region
Molecular function (GO): cytokine activity; growth factor activity
Source: RefSeq, a predicted model, not a curated record